This is a messenger RNA of Ascoidea rubescens DSM 1968, 566 nucleotides long. RefSeq lists its product as uncharacterized. The record is from RefSeq and is a predicted model, not a curated record. The transcript has a single exon. Bases 264 to 566 code for a protein of 100 amino acids. NCBI's taxonomy places the organism in Eukaryota, Fungi, Ascomycota, Saccharomycetes, Ascoideales, Ascoideaceae.
AAAAAAAUGAAACACACUGAUUGACCUCCAGCCUGGCAAAACUUUUGCAAUCUCAAUUUGAAUCUCGUAUUGGCUCUCUUAGCGAAAGGAGAUGGAGUCUAAAAAAAAGAAUGUGUAAUAUUUUUUAAGACAAAAGCUUAUUGCAAGAAAUACCAAUCUCCACCCACUCUUGAUGUGAUAAUGUCAAUUAUCAUAUAUAACUGAUUAUAUCCGGGUUUUGUAUCAAGAUCUAUCUCGCUACAGCAUUCUAUUAUUUUGAAUUUAUGAUGUACAAUAUUUUUCCAUUAAGUCGAUUCAGCCACUAUAAUAAUCAGAAUCAGAAUCAUAACAAUUCUGCUUCCUGUGCUUUAAAAUUGAAUUCAGGUUCAAAUUUAUUCAAGACUACAACGAACAAUGCUUCUAGUAUAUUUAAAUUGAUCAAAUUUAAAAGGAUUAAAAAAAAUGUACUUUAUUGUUCAAAAUGCGAUUCAAAUUUUGAAGUACUUUAUAUAAAUAAUAAUAGUAAUAAUUAUUAUAAAAAGCUUUCCACUAAAUUUAAUUGUCCAAAUUGUCGUUGCUUUUAUUAA